This is a messenger RNA of Chelonoidis abingdonii (Abingdon island giant tortoise), 1271 nucleotides long. It is a transcript of the gene DHDH, whose product is annotated as dihydrodiol dehydrogenase. Gene Ontology annotation, biological process: D-xylose catabolic process. NCBI's taxonomy places the organism in Eukaryota, Metazoa, Chordata, Testudines, Testudinidae. The record is from RefSeq and is a predicted model, not a curated record. Gene Ontology annotation, molecular function: nucleotide binding; D-xylose 1-dehydrogenase (NADP+) activity.
CCUGCCCCGCGGGUUCUGAGUUCGCCCCCAGAGACUUCCUCCCCCCCCCAGGGCUAUGGCCACCCGCUGGGGCAUCUGCUCGGCCGGCAAAAUCAGCCACGAUUUUCUAGUGGCCCUGAAGACCCUCCCGGCCACGGAGCAUCAGGCUGUGGCCAUCGCGGCGCGUGAUCUUGCCCGGGCUCAGGAUUACGCCCAGAAACACGGGAUCCCCCGAGCGUACGGGAGCUACGAGGAGCUGGCGCAGGACCCCGACGUGGAUGUGGUCUACGUGGGGGUCAUACACCCUGAGCACCUGCCUGUGGGGCGGCUCUUCCUGGGGGCUGGGAAGCCCGUGCUGCUGGAGAAGCCCCUGGGGAUGAACGCGGCGGAGGUGAGGGAACUGGUGCAACUGGCCCAGAGCCAUGGGGUCUUCCUGAUGGAGGCGUACUGGACCCGAUUUUUCCCAGCCUCGGAGCGGCUCUACUCCCUGCUCUCCCAAGGAGCACUGGGGGAGCUGAAGGUGGUGAGGGCCGAGUUCGGGGCGCCUCUCUCGGGCUGCCCCCGGAUAGUGCAGAAGGAGCUGGGGGGCGGCGCCCUGCUGGACAUCGGCUGCUACUGCGUCCAGUUCACCACCAUGGUCUUCGGGGAGAGACCGGAGUCCAUCCUCGCCUCGGGCUUUCUCCAGCCCACUGGCGUUGAUGAAACGUUGUCCGUCAUCCUGAACUACCGGGGAAAGCGCCAGGCCGUGAUCACCUGCUCCGUGCUGACCGAGCUGCCCAACCAGGCCGCCAUCAGCGGCACCAAGGGCAUCAUCCAGCUCCCGUCCGAGAUGUGGAGCCCGACUGAGCUGGUGGUGAACGGGCAGCACGAGGAGUUCUCCCUGCCCCCCCCGGCCCAGCCCCUCAACUUUCCCAAAAGCACCGGGCUUCGUUACGAGGCCCAGCAUGUGCGCCAGUGUCUGCUGAAAGGCCUGAAGGAAAGCCCCAUGGUGAGCUUGGCUCACUCCGAGCUGGUGGCCUCCAUCCUGGACGAGGUGCGGCGGCAGAUGGGGGUGACGUACACCCAGGAUCGGGCCUGACUCCUGCUGCCCGGGCAUGGGAGUCGGCGCCGGGAAGCCCUGGGUUCUGGAUGCGAUUGCGGGGUGUGUUGUUACAAGGAGCAGCCGCGAGGAGGUCACAGAUCUCGGCUGCUGUGUGGCGUUUGACGUGGUGCCGGUCGACAACGGUGAUUAAAAAACCCUGAGAACACUGGAAAAUGAGCCCGUGAAAUGGAUUAAAACCCAGCUAGCGGAG